CAUGGAAGUCAAUAAACAUAAAUUAUAUUUCAAUUUACCUUCAUUUGUUUGCAAUUCGCAUUAAUUGAGGAUUUUUUUAAUGAUGAGAAACUAUCAUGAAUAUGAAUAAAUGCGCUUGCCACCUAGCUUUUAAUACGAACGUCCUCGAUCGUAAACCAAAAUGUUCGAACUUGAAUUUGGGUCUGUCAAGAAUUCCCUUGAAACUUGAUUUGUACUAUCUCAGAAUUUCCAUGAAACUUUAACUUGACCUUAUCGUGAAUUUCCUUGAAACCUGAAAUUUACCUUCUGAAGAAUUUCCUUGAAACUUGAAUUUACCCUAUCAAGAAUUUCCUUGAAAACUGCCUCGUUCAAGAACCGAAUGUUGACGUGUAGCGUCAUGGCAACGAUCGACUGCCGCGCGUGAUACGGAGAACAGACAACCCGUCCACAGUGUUGCUUAGCCCUCCAUGUGCUCGUGCCGUAAGUUGACCUCAACAAACGCGCAUGUUUUCCAGGGCCAGUUUUUUUGCCGAUCGUCUAAGAGGGAAAGAACGCACAAGUUUUAUUGUAGUUGAGAAAGCAUUGCUCAAUGUGAAUAGUCGUGUUAUGGCAGUUGUCUAAAAGAAGAAUUACGCUUCAAGGUUGCAUUUCUAAUCGAUGUGGUAUUAAACGCGUGUGACCAUGACAUCUAUCCCAGGACUUGCCUUUGAAGUAAAGUACAUAGCAGUGUCAGGAUAUCACUCGUCUAUUUAUUUGUUCUUACAUUUCAUUUACUAGUGGUCUGUGAUAUAAAGUUUACCGUUUAUUGUUACGAUUAUAUCCUCGACACAAGUUUUAGUCUGGAAAAAUGAUCUUCAAUUGAUUCAGCAAUCCCUUUAAAUAAACAAGUGUCUAACUGCUUCUUUAGUUUACCCUCAGUAUUUUGUUCAAAUUAUUGACACUCAAAACUUUUUCUGAACUCUCCGUUAAAAUUGCCGCAAUGCCUGAAUUGGAGAAGAGCCGAAGCAGCCGUACUAAACGCGACUCCUCGAAAUCUCGUGAUGCAGAAAGCAAAGCCUCGAAACCAAGAAAAUCAUCCGAAGUAAAACCUAGUAAAACAAGCCGAUCAAAAUCGGAGAAUAAACCUGUAGCCGAAGAAAAGGAACCUUAUACCAAGCCGUCGCCUCGCACACUCAGGAAGUCUUCCUCCGAAAACGCCAAAAUUGAUUUGAAAUCUAAGCCUCCAAACACUACCAUCACUAAAAUAAAAUCGUCGAAAACUUCUUCUGAUGGAUCGAGUAAAACGAGAUCGGACGGUAAAGCGUUUUCAAGUUCCUCAAAAGGAGUUUCAAAAUCUACCAAGGCUUCGUCACGUGAUGGCCGUCAAUCAAUGGAAUCAACAGCUUCGUCUCGCUUGACUUCAAAGAGUCGAGACUCGACCUUGUCAAAAGCUGCCCCUCCUACAGGCACAAAGGAGGAGUCCAAGCGCAGGACUUCUCGCGAUCCUGAAUCGUCCUCAAGAAGUACAUCGAAGACGUCUUCUUCUGACAAAACUAAGGAUCCUCGUCGGUCUGAAGGCAAGAGCCGCAGUGAACGUUCACGGGACCUGAAGGAAGAUCCUGUAAAGCUCAAGCCGGGGCGAGGUGAACGCGACCGGGGUAGCCGAGCGACCAACGGCAGACGAGAGAGCAAAGGAGACACGCGUCUUUCGCGUGUCACGGCUCCCUUGGCAGUUUCAGUCGUAGAAGAUGAAAGUGUGGAACCACCAGCAGUCACAGUUCCUGAAACUGGUGAAGCAGAUUUGUCUAUGGAUACGCAUGAAUCGGGUAUUUAUGUAUCGAGUCCUCGAGUCAUGAGUCGAGAAGAUUCGAUUGAAGAGGAAGUCGAGGGAUCAAUAUCCUCGAAGUUUGUUGAGGUAGGCGAUGCUGAAGAGGUCGACGAGAUGAUUGCCGUGAUAGAAGAAGAGCCUGCAGCUGCCGAAUUGAGUGAAGACAGCGGGAUUAACGGCAAUGACGGCUCGCCAGGACACAGAGGACGACCUCAACAAUGUACUCGAGAAGAGCCUGUAAUUGUAGAGCUCGCCGAUGACCAAAGACCGUCUACAAGCAAAGACGCGCUCCUCGUAGCAGACAACGAAGAAGAUCCGUACGGAGAGGAUGACUUCGAGGAUUACGAAUCGGAUUUCGAAGCCGACGAAGAUGAUGACAUAGAAGAAAAAGAAGAUGACGGUACCGUUGAUGUUAUUGAAGACGAAGAUGACGAUUCUAUGGUCGAUGACGAGGGUGACGGAGGGGCUUUGACCACAGACGACGAAGAAGAAGCGCAUCGCAUAGAGGAAGGAGUCAUUAAAGCGCCGCAGCCUCAGGACGAUCCCGCGACUGCUGAUAUUCUCAGGAACGCAAUUUUGCAAUCCAUGCGACCAGAUGAACCUGAGGAUCCUUCAGACCCCUCCAGGCCCAAGACGUCAAAAAGCUUCGUCAAUUUCGCCAAACUCAAAGAGAAGCACGUAGUGAAUCAGACGGCUCAAGUGAACAGAGGGCUAACGUUGCUGUCCAUGAUCAGCCUGGACACAGUAUCGGUCGACCUGCUAACCAUGCAGCCCAUCAACUACGAUGCAUUUAUUUCCAGCUUCGGUCUCACUAACACCAAACAGGCAAGUACACAGACGAACGAAGACAGCCUAUCGCAAGAGACUCAAACCGACGUCAUAGGAACUUUGAGCAAAUGGACCCAGCGACCGAUCAGCGUGAACGUUAGCAACCUAACGCAGCCACCAACGCCGCAGGAUUACCUGGGAGUUGGCGGUGAGACGGUGGAGUUCUCCAACGAAAUCGAUUCUUUUGCAUCGAGUGCCUCCAGCAACGUCGGGAGACUGACGAAAUUUUUGGGUGCCGCAUCGCAGGUGGUUUUGUCGCUACUGGAGGAAGAGUCAGUUUACUUGUCUAGCAGCAGUUAUGAAGGAGGUUCUUUGGGCCACGGCAGAGGUGGCGGAGGCUUCAGUAAUCACGGUGUUCUUUUCGGCGGAAAUGCAAGCGAUAAAACACAUUCUUUUGGAGCCUUUCUUGCCACCAGCGCAGUGACUUGCAUCCUGUUUUCAUCAAGUGACUCUUCCGUUGUGGCGACCGGACACGGCUUCGGCAGCGAGAUAAUUGGAACCAAAGACACGGAAACAGACUACGGCAUGUCUGAACAAUCACACAGCGGUCUGGUUUUAGUAUGGUCCGUACACGAGCCAUCGCAGCCAAAACACAUCUUAAGAUGCAAUUCCACCCCUAAAGCCCUGGCAUUUAGUCCCGGAAGACCGCUUCUUGUGAUGGCAGGCUUGUCAGAUUCAACUUUGGCCGUAUGGGAUCUCAAAGAACCUGCUCAUUUGCAUCCCAACAUGACUUUGGAUGAGGACAUGAAUUUAGUUCACGUCCAAGUUUCAGAAUCAGAUGGUAAUGAGUUAAGAAGGCCUAGCGACGUUGCUAAGUCCCAACUGACGUGGAGAUGUAGAGUGCCAUCUUUUAUAACGGCUUGCAGCGAAUCUGAACGCGCCACCCUGAGAAACCGCGACCCCGAAGAGCCUCCCAGUUCUCCUGCAGGAACUAAAAACGCGCCAGGAAAGUCAAGAAAGCCCAAAGCAACGGACAGCGCGAGUGCGACGACGUCUGGGACAGAAGAUGGCUUCAUGAGCAGCCCCAUUAUCUGCCUGCAGACCGUCGACGUCCAAUACGAGAGUCAACAGACGGUUGAGAGCAAUGCGUUCCAGGUUGUGAGCUUGUCAGCGUGUGGUGAGCUGGUGUGGUGGGUGGUGUUCCAAACCAGAGAUCGCAUGGCGUUCACCGACGAGGGGGAGGUGGUGGCUGUCUCAGCCCACAUGGGGGCAUCACCUUGGUCCAAAAUAAUGGUCAACCAAGCCUUUCGUUAUUCUGUGCUUUCAUCGGUCAGCGCGGAUCUCUACAGCCGCCUGGGCUGCACCGACUGCAAGCUCAGCGCCAGCGACGCCAAUACGCUAUACGUGAGCACGACCAGCGGCGCAGUGCGGCACAUCAACAGACUUCACCAGCGCACUCAACCACAAGCAUUUCUUGCCGAAAUGGAGCCUACUUGCAGCAGCACGUGCGUGUGCGUGUGUCCGCACCUGCCGAGCUACCUGCUGGUGGGCUGCAGUGAUGGCACUGUCAGACUGCACUCCCUAACCUCCUCCCGCCCUCUCACCACCUGGCCCUCACCAGACGUAGUCAACCCUCAACCUGUGGUGAACAUCACGUGGUCCUACGAGAGGCCUUGUGUCUUCUACGUGCAUGAGCUACAAAGAGUGCACGUUUGGGACCUCAGUGCCGGGGACAUGACGCCGGUAGCGACGCUGGACACGGAGGUGGUGCUGGGGGAACAGGGGCCCAUGGUCUUCAGCCUCGCCCCCUCCAGGCUCUUCAACAGACCAGUCGUCAACGCGAUGUUCGGGAGCAGAUCGGGCCGUCUCAUUCUACGCCAGCUUGAAAACGAAUUCCUCAACGAAACUCCAGACAAGAAAGCAAUUGAGCUAGAACGGUUUGAAUUCUAUGCCACUAUUAUAUGAAAUAAUCUAUUAUUCAUUUUAAUUUAUUUAAAAAAAUUGAAAAUAAGAAAUUAAAUUCUAAUAAAAAAUAAAAGUUUGAUUGGUGCAUGUUGGAUCCGUUAGAAAAAUGCUUGUGAAAUGAUCAUACCAUCAAACCUAAUUGAACCUUCACUUGUUUUCAUUAAUAUGGGACCAUUAUACCAUUAAAAUAAAUCUGCAUUGAAAUGACGUUUCUUCUGCAAAUCCAAAUGUGCUGUAAGUAGAAGACAUCCACACGCAGGAGCCACUUGCACAGGACUUGCCUAACUAUUUAUUGCAUUUGUCCACACCCACGCCUUGGGUGUGGAAAUUUUGUCCCACACAGCCACAUUUACGCAGAUAAUUUACUUGUAAUUACAUAAUUGCGUCAUUAUUUAUUUCAUCGGAAAAUUUAAAUACGUCUUUACUUAAUUUACUUUCUUAAAGUCAGUAUUAAAAAGCCGGGGUUUUGAUUUUGAUUAUUCAUCAUCAUUAUUUUCUAACUUGGACGUUCUUUUUUUACUACGCAACAGAAUAAAUACUACGUAACUCAACGAACGAAGAAAAAUUUAGGAUUAGCAAACAAUUGAAAUCCUAUUGCCGGCAAAACAACGGCAGCAAAUAAUUUGCGCGGUGCGGCGUCCAAUGCAAGUGGUUAUUGGGCGUUGAAAUCGCUUAAUGCGAGAGACUUUAUUCUUCUCUUAGGGUACGCAAACAGUGAAAGCAGGUUGCCAGCGUGCUGG
Hyalella azteca is the source of this 5259-nucleotide messenger RNA. RefSeq names its product cytoplasmic dynein 2 intermediate chain 1. The record is from RefSeq and is a predicted model, not a curated record. Gene Ontology annotation, biological process: intraciliary transport. Gene Ontology annotation, molecular function: dynein heavy chain binding; dynein light chain binding. NCBI's taxonomy places the organism in Eukaryota, Metazoa, Arthropoda, Malacostraca, Amphipoda, Hyalellidae. The coding region runs from base 959 to 4519 and encodes 1186 amino acids. The transcript has 15 exons. Gene Ontology annotation, cellular component: cytoplasmic dynein complex.